Messenger RNA from Fulvia fulva, 216 nucleotides. RefSeq lists its product as uncharacterized. The transcript is spliced from 3 exons. The record is from RefSeq and is a predicted model, not a curated record. NCBI's taxonomy places the organism in Eukaryota, Fungi, Ascomycota, Dothideomycetes, Mycosphaerellales, Mycosphaerellaceae. Bases 1 to 216 code for a protein of 71 amino acids.
AUGGACGCUACUGCUCGUGGCAUGCUGCUUGUGUGCCUCGUGUCCUUGGCGCUGUUUCCAGACACGUUUCAGGCUCUAGGGCCUCCCUCAUGCAAUGUGUUCCGGGGCGAACAUCGAUCACAUGAGACUACUGUCUGCGGGACUGGAAAGCCUGGAGCUGAAACAGCACUUCGCGGACGUGCAGAGAUCGAUUUGAUCUUGCCAGAAGUUAUAUAG